Rosa rugosa (rugosa rose) is the source of this 1738-nucleotide messenger RNA. RefSeq lists its product as uncharacterized. The transcript is spliced from 2 exons. Lineage: Eukaryota; Viridiplantae; Streptophyta; Magnoliopsida; Rosales; Rosaceae. The record is from RefSeq and is a predicted model, not a curated record. Bases 100 to 795 code for a protein of 231 amino acids.
AUACCGUUGAUAACAAGAGAUUAGACGCUAUCUUUUGACCAAGCCUUGCAGGUAUACACGGAAUCUUUCGACAGUUUUAGCUCAUCAACCAAUCCGAUCAUGGCUGAACAAUCUGAGGUGAUUUCACAAUUCCAGCCUCAUGUUGCUGCCCAGCUUGUGCCGGUUAAACUCACUGAAGACAACUAUUCACUCUGGAAAUCUUUGCUAGUCCCACUUCUAAAGAAGUAUGACAUGUUCAAUAUGGUUCAAGGAACAGAGCAGCCUUUGACAGAAGACAAAGACCAAAAGUGCAUGAGCUUCAUGAAGCUCACUUUGUCGGAGGCCAUGCUGCCAUACGCUGCAGAAGCAAGCUCAAGUUCCCGAGCUCUAUGGUUAAAGUUGGAACAGCAAGGCGACAUUGCAAAAUCUCGACUGUUCCUGCUCAAGUCUCGCCUCACAAAGCUGAAGAAAGGAAAGUUAAGUAUGUCCGAUUACUAUCAAUCAGCAAAACAAAUGGCUGAUAGACUCAAGGCUGGGGGAUCUCCAGUGGCUGAUGGUGAUUUUCUUAAGCACGUCCUUAACGGACUUCCGUCUGAUUAUGAUAACUUUGCCAACUUGAUCAGAGCUGGAACUGAAGCCAUAACUACUCCAGAGGAGCUGCAUGACAUACUAGUGGGUGAAGAAUCUAGCCGUAGAGGAGAGAGGUGUCGUAAAGUCAUCAAGUACGGCGCUUUUGUUUUCGUUGGUUAUCUCGUUGGAUACGUCAUUGGUUGGGAGAAGGGUUGGGCCGAUGCUAGAAGAACGUACUCAACGUAGAGUAUUAUUAUUUUCUUUCUUUAUUUGGUCGAUGAGUUCGUAGUCUGGUACUAUUAUUAUUGUUAUCACCAACUUUUUUUUUUUUUGAGAGAUAUUGUUAUCACCAACUUAAGUUAUUUAUUCUUAUUUUUGUUUUUGAAAGGAAAAUUGGGGUACUUACGUUGUAAUUAUACUGAAACUAUUUAUAGAAUAUAUAGGCAGUUCACCCAAACAUAUAAUAGCAAAAUUGAACAAAAUUUCAAUCAAAGUAUCUCCUGGGCCCCAAACCCAGCCCACAUCCAAGCCUUUCUCCAUGGUUUGAGCAUCCAAACUGGAUUGGGCCUCAAAACUGACUUGGGCCCCAAAACUGAUCUGGGUACCCAACCAGCAUUGGGCACCUGAAAGCCAGCGCCACCAGCAUUCCUCCUGCCUUCCCUCAGUUGCAACCCUGUCUCUCGGCCAGCACCGCUAUCGCCUUGUGCGCUGCAGCAUGCUGUCGCAUCUGAAUCUGUCUCACCACCGGACACCUAAACCAGAUCGCCUUCCCGACGUGUCCAACUUUUCUAACCGUCGGAGCCGUAAGAAUUCAUGAUGCUCUGUUUAUGUUAUCGCCUUCCAGGAGCCUUGAAAAAUUAACCCACCUCUUUGUGCGUUGGCCUCCAUGAAAACUCGACAACAGUAAAACCUCCAUCUCUUCCGGCAAUGUGAUGAGACGCGGUGGAAGGGAAAGUCUGGUAUACCGCAUCUACAAAGAGGGAUCUCGGGUGAAAUUGCGACAACCACGAUCGACGUUGGCUUGCCUCCAAAGGACGGCGAGAGGCAGAGAGAGAAAUUCUGCUCGGCGUUGGCGCCGUGCGCCAUUGAUGGGGCCCCAGACCAAGGCAGUGGCUAGGGCUUGCUAGGUUUCGGAACUAGAGUCAGAGAGCUAUUACAUCCUUUUUUUAAGAGCUAUUACAUCCUUAGG